Molecule: messenger RNA, 618 nt
Organism: Metschnikowia bicuspidata var. bicuspidata NRRL YB-4993
Lineage: Eukaryota; Fungi; Ascomycota; Pichiomycetes; Serinales; Metschnikowiaceae
Exons: 1
Source: RefSeq, a predicted model, not a curated record
CCAGCAGAAGCCCAUCUUCAUCUCCACGACAAGCGCCACACACGCAGCCGGUUCAACUGGGUGCGCCGGCUCGUGCAAGGCCAGAACCGCGGCUUGCCCACUGGUAUGCGCACGCCGCCCUACGAGCCCACGGCGGCUGCCGACGGCCGCCCCCAGAUCCCCCAUGCCGAGGACGGACAGGCCCGCAGAUCGCCCAGAACCGCCGAUUUUGCCAGCGACGACGAGUCCAUGUCCGUGCAUCUGGACAACCUCAGCACGACGCCGCUCAAGCUGAUCACAUCGCACACGCUGACGACGAACCCGCCGUCGGUUCUCAGCGCCGACAACCAGCAGCCGGACAGCGGGUCCAUGGCGGCCCUGACGGCCGAAACGUCGCUCUCGCCGAGCACGCACGUGUCGCUUUCGCCCAGUGUCCGCGGGUACAACCGCGACCGCGAGGCCGCCGGGAAUCGCGAUAGCGAGUCCAUCGUGACUUUGGCCAGCUCCACCCGCCGCGUGCGGCGCCGCAGCAUCGACACCAAUUGCAGCAUGGCGGGCAUUCCGCCGGCCAGUAUCAUGGAGCGUCUUUCGGGGGUACCGGCGUGUGCAGGCGACGGCCAGGAGGCCGAGACUAGAUAG